Molecule: messenger RNA, 3180 nt
Organism: Capsaspora owczarzaki ATCC 30864
Lineage: Eukaryota; Filasterea; Ministeriida; Capsasporidae
Exons: 1
Coding region: 1-3180 (1059 amino acids)
Biological process (GO): signal transduction
Source: RefSeq, a predicted model, not a curated record
AUGCCUGCCGCAACCGAAGUCCAUCCGGCCAGCGGCGGCCUGUCCGCACUACGACACACGCCUCCCGGGUCUCCUGCUGGCGGUCCUGCCUCGCUGUCGUCGUCCGUCUCGUCGGUAGCCUCGUCGUCGUCAGCGUCCAACAUGCACAGCUCAUCGUCACUCGCGUCCAUGUCGAGCGCAACGUCGACCACCAGCUCCAACGCCAACUCGCGGCAGCAGCAGCAGCAGCAGCAGCAGCAGCAGCACGACCGGCAGGCAGAAAAGGCAGAAAAGGCAGAAAAGCGCGCUGCGAGCGGCCGCGACACUGUCCGAGAGUACCGCCAUGCGCUCACCAUGAGCAACACGAUGCGCAUGUCCAAGCAGCGCAAGACGCUGACCACGGACGCCGUGGCAGAGCUUCGAAGACGCGUCGAACAGUACAACUCGACGCGCGACGAGCCAAACUUUCAUCUGCAGCUCGAAGAGACACAGUCCACCGUCCUGUUCUCGGGCAUGGUCAAAAUCACCAGCUACCUCACAGGCAUGGAGGCGCGCACAACCAUCAUGCGCAUCAACAAUCGCGUCGUGACGCCGGACGUCAUUUCGGCGCUCAUGACCAAGUACCAUCUGGACAAGUCGAACGAUGUUGCCGACUAUGAGCUGUUUGUGCACUCGCGCGGGCACGAAUGCUCGCUUGUGCCGACCGAAUUCCCCCUCGAAAUCAAGCUGCUACUCGACACGGAUCCCAGCUUCCCAGACAACAAUGUCGAGUUUAUCCUGCGGCAGUCCUCCAAGAGCGCAGACCUCUUGCUCAAUCAGACCAUCCAGAAUCCGCUGUUCGAGCGUCGCGUCUCGAUCGUUCCCGACAGCGGCAUUCGACUCAAAUCGGGCUACCUGAACAAGCGCUCCAUGGCGCCCGGCACCACGCGCAACUGGAAGGUCUGCUACUUUGUCUUGUCGAACGACUCGCUCGCCUACUACAAGUCAUCCAGCGACACGUCUCCGACCGCCGUCUAUCACAUUUCACAGCUCACCGACAUUGAGUAUGUCGAAGAGUCGCUCAUCCGGCGAAAGUACUGCUUCCGCAUGGCGUGCCCCUCGUACAUUUUCUGCUGCGCCGUCGACGAAAAGUCGUGCCGCGACUGGGUGGAGCGCUUGCGGCAAGUCCGACAAAUGUGGGACUUGCAUCCCGAGCAGCAGCGCCACCUGCUCAACCAGCGCCGCCACUGGCGCUACGUGGGCCAAUUGCCCGCCUCUGGCUCGAGCAGCUCCGCGACGCCAGCUCGCAACCGCUCAACCAGCACUGCCAAGCCGGCAUUGACCAAGCCGGACAAGAGCCACAGCUCGUCCAACAGCCUUUCCGGCAUCGCUGCGUUUGGCGUGUCCGACCCUAGUAACAGCAGCAGCAGCAGCAGCAACAGCAGCAGCAAUAAUAAUAAUGCUGGUGCUGCCUCUGCUGCCGCGGCUCAUACUACAACGCCAGACAAGACGACCGCCGCAGCCGCAGCCGCAGCCCCUGCCGCAUCGUCCUCUGCCGUCGAGCCAUUUUCGUACAACAGCAGCACGUUUGGCUCUGGCUUCCCUGCGAUUGGAUUCAUGUCACCCCAACUCUCCCGCUCGUCUUCUCUCUCGAACGUCAAUGGCACGAUGAACGGAACGGGCGCUGGCACUGCCGACACUGCCGCCGUCGACCACAAGGAGGUGGAGAGCGGAUUGUUGAAACUCGGCCGAUUCGUGCGGCGAGCCUCCCACCGAUUGUCCCGCAAAAAGUCCGUCUCCGACUCGCACAACCACUCGUCCGCCGACGCUUCGGUCGCCACAUCUGCCAGCGUCUCGGCCCCGACGACCCCGUCCGCUCCCAAGGAGGUCAUCAUCACGCCCGGCACGCCACCUCCCAAGCCCAAGCGGUCGCUGCGCAACUCGUUCCGACGCAAGAAGGCAAAGGACACUGCAGAGUCUGUCUUUAGCACCGUGGACUCGAGCACCAGCAAGACGUCUGGGGCGGCAACUCCCGCAACAUCGUCCGUCUCCUCGGCCGCCACGAUUGCCCCGGCUGACUUUGAGGCCAUGUCGCCCGGCUUUUACGGGUCGAUGAUGGUUCACGACGUGCCCCAGCUCGAGUUUGACGCCUCUGGCAUUGACUUUGAGGACGACGACUACUUUACCCGCUUUGUCAAGGGCGACGACACGAACGCGUGGGAGGGCAUCACCAUGGUCGAGCUGGGAUGUUUUGUCGACUCGCUGAUCGAGUCAGAGCACACCGCCAUUCAAGCAGUUCGUGCGCGCUAUGCGGCCCACAAGUUCUUGCUGUUGCACGCCAUCGAGUCGCUGACGGAAGACGAGCAGGAGCUUGCCCAAGUUCGCGCUCAAAUCGCCGCCGUGCAAGCAGAGUACCCCGACCAUCCCGAGGGCGACACGCAUGCCGUGACCACGCCGUCCAAGCGCACCAUGUCCUCCAAAUCGUCGUCCUCAUCGUCGGUCGCGUUGCCCGCAAACUUUGUGACGGGCAACCACGUGCCGCCGACCCCGCGCGCCAGCAACGGAACGCACAUUGCCAGCUCGAACGCGAGCUCUCUGGCUGGCACGCAUCCGGGCAGCAUAUCCAGCAUCAACAGCGUUGGUAGUGUUCAUAGCGCUGCCAGCAACCAGAGCUCGUCUGCGAGCACCCACUCGGGUGAUAAUCGCUCCAACACGGCGCUGGCCAAGGCAGCCAACCGACUCUCCUGGUCGGGUGUGGCUGACGCGUCCUUGCAGGACUAUGAGCUGAGCAACGCGCUCAUGGCCCCUGCCAACACGGGCAACUUGAACGUCCCAGCCCCGCCCACGCUGAAGCGCUCCAAGUCGCUCACACGCAGCGAGCUCCGCAAGAGCAAGCGCGACAGUUCGCGCGCCCAAAAGGAGCUCGACAAGCGAUUGCUGCAGAUUGAGAAGGAAAAGAAGGAGCUCGAGAAGAGACAAAAAGAUCUCGAGCGCCGUGAGCGCGACCUGCUUGUGGAGCAGGAGCGUGAACGCGAUCGACAGCUCAAGAAGGCCAUCAAGACGGGCCAAGUCGCGACCGAAAUGCCCGCUCAAGACAACGCUCAUCCCGACGGCGUCGAGCAAGAAGAAGAAGAGCCGCAAGGCAUCUUUUCCAAGCUCGUUCGGCGGCGUUCGACGUUGCGGAAGAAGCGCAAUAUUGACGAAGUUCCGACGCCGUCCUAA